This is a messenger RNA of Musa acuminata AAA Group (dessert banana), 1249 nucleotides long. Its product is annotated as probable L-ascorbate peroxidase 6, chloroplastic/mitochondrial. The coding region runs from base 38 to 1063 and encodes 341 amino acids. The record is from RefSeq and is a predicted model, not a curated record. The transcript has 12 exons. Gene Ontology annotation, biological process: response to reactive oxygen species; hydrogen peroxide catabolic process; cellular response to oxidative stress. NCBI's taxonomy places the organism in Eukaryota, Viridiplantae, Streptophyta, Magnoliopsida, Zingiberales, Musaceae. Gene Ontology annotation, molecular function: peroxidase activity; heme binding.
UGGACAUCAGCCUUCACACUGCGGAGAUCUCCCAAGGAUGGCGGCGUACCGCUCUUCCUCCAUGGCCUUCCGCCUCAUCCCCGCUGCUUCCAAGACGAUAACAACUUUCCGCUCCUCCUCCUCCUCGAACGGUUCCAUCUCCUCGCUACUCCGCGGCGACGGACUCUCCCGGGGCCCGGCUUUCGGGUGGGGUUUAGGCGGGUCUCGUGGCGCUGCGUCUGCCGCCGCGUGCUCGCCGUCGGAUCCGGCGCAGCUGAGGAGCGCCAGGGACGACAUCAGGGAGCUCCUCAAGACGACAUUCUGCCAUCCUAUUCUGGUCCGUUUGGGUUGGCAUGAUGCUGGCACAUACAAUAAAAGUAUUGAGGAAUGGCCAAGGCAAGGCGGAGCUAAUGGAAGCGUGCGAUUUGACAAAGAAUUGAAACAUGCAGCCAAUGCUGGCCUAGUAAAUGCUUUAAAGCUUCUUCAGCCUGUCAAGGACAAGUAUUCAGGUGUUACAUAUGCAGAUUUGUUCCAAUUAGCCAGUGCUACAGCUGUUGAGGAAGCUGGUGGCCCCAAAAUCCCAAUGAAGUAUGGUAGGGUAGAUGCCUCUGGACCUGAACAGUGCCCUGAGGAAGGGAGGCUUCCUGCUGCUGGGGCACCUUCACCAGCAUCUCAUUUAAGGGACAUAUUCUACAGAAUGGGUCUAAGUGACAAGGAUAUUGUUGCAUUGUCUGGCGCACAUACUCUAGGUAGGGCCAGUCCGGAACGUAGUGGUUGGGGAAAACCAGAAACAAAAUAUACGAAAGAUGGCCCUGGUAGACCUGGUGGACAGUCAUGGACGCCGCAAUGGCUGAAAUUUGAUAAUAGCUACUUCAAGGAAAUCAAAGAGCGAAGAGAUGCAGAUCUGCUAGUUUUGCCCACAGAUGCUUCUUUAUUUGAAGAUCCAUCCUUCAAGGUAUAUGCCGAGAAAUACGCGGUGGACCAGGAUGCAUUUUUCAAAGAUUAUGCUGAAUCACAUGCAAAACUCAGCAACCAAGGUGCCAAGUUUGAUCCUCCGGAGGGCAUCUCAAUAGAGCAUCACUGAGAUACAAACAUCUGCGAAACGGUUCCUUGAAGAGAAGUAUUCAUGUGAGUUAGCUACCUUAGGCUAUGAAUUAGAAGACAACUGCAGAGUGUGGAAGAGGCAGCCCACAUUCCUCCUGAAUUUAUUAAUUCUGAAGUAUCAUAAUCUCUAUUGCUGGCUUUGGUUUCUGCAAAUGUCUUCUUGCAA